AUGUCUUCCACGAGGGCGCUAUUCGUUGUUGAUAUCCAGAACGAACUUAUAGCCGAUCCUGACACCCGUAUUCCUAAUUCUGAGCAGAUUAUCAAGGCAACGGAAGAAAUCCUUAAGGUUUCUAGAUCGAUCCUUGACUCCUAUGAAGGCAGUAACAGCCUAUUACCCUGGCUUAUUGUUUUCGUCCAGCAUGAGGAGUCUCCGUCCGAGGGAACUAUGUUGAGGGGCAGUAAGUCUUGGGAGCUGUUUUUCCCUCCUCGAUCAAACCGGCAGGACGAGAUAGUAGUGGCGAAGAGCACGGGAGAUACUUUCAAGUCAAAUAGCGAUCUCGCGCAGAAGCUCCGUGACAGAAAUAUCACCGAGAUUGUCAUGUUCGGUCUCCAGAGUGAGGGCUGCGUGGAGGCGACGUGCACGGGGGGCGCUAGCCGCUGGAUUUGGGGUGACCGUGCUCUCCGGCGCGCAUUCGACCUAUGA
Molecule: messenger RNA, 474 nt
Organism: Penicillium manginii
Lineage: Eukaryota; Fungi; Ascomycota; Eurotiomycetes; Eurotiales; Aspergillaceae
Exons: 2
Coding region: 1-474 (157 amino acids)
Source: RefSeq, a predicted model, not a curated record